Pseudoliparis swirei is the source of this 1756-nucleotide messenger RNA. Its product is annotated as zinc finger protein 436-like. Bases 2 to 1741 code for a protein of 579 amino acids. Gene Ontology annotation, biological process: regulation of transcription by RNA polymerase II. The transcript is spliced from 2 exons. The record is from RefSeq and is a predicted model, not a curated record. Gene Ontology annotation, molecular function: DNA-binding transcription factor activity, RNA polymerase II-specific; RNA polymerase II cis-regulatory region sequence-specific DNA binding. Lineage: Eukaryota; Metazoa; Chordata; Actinopteri; Perciformes; Liparidae.
CAUGCACUGGGCCACGCAGUCGGUGGAGAAGCAACUGCGGCGCCUCGGCUCUGUUGAGAUUCUCAGUGACCACGUGAUGGUGCGUCGUUCAAAGAUGGAGUCCCACGAGCCUCCGGUGUCGGUCUCCGUGUCUCCGGGAGAAAUGCUGAGGCUGUUGGUGAAGCAGCGAGUCCACGCGGCCGUCGAAGAGUCUUCUGGGCUGUUGGACACAUUGACAGCAGCUUAUGAGGACACCGUGUCUCAGCUCAGAGAACACGAGCGACGCGCAUCAGAUGUCCAGCAGCUGGUUGGGAUUAAAGCAGAUGUCCCCCCUGAGGACCAGGACAAAGAGGAGCCGGAGCCCCUCCUCAUAGAAGAGGACCCAGAGCCCCUCCUCAUAAAAGAGGAGCUGCAGGAUCUCUGGACCCGUCUAGAGGGAGAUCAGCUCAUUGUGCUGGAGGAGGCCGAUAUCACCAAGUUCUUAUCCACUGCUGUUACUUUGAAAAGUGAAGAUGACGAACCUCAGACCUCACGGCUUCAUCAAAGCCAGACGGAGGACAACAAAGAGGCGGAGCCUCCCGCCUGCAGCUCAGCUACGACAAUACAGACGGAAACUGAUGGAGAGGACUGUGGGGGAUCAGGACCAGACAGGAACCUAAAUCCACAUCGUCAUUCACAUCCAAAUGCUGAUGAUGAAGAGGCUUCAGACUCUUCCGAGACUGAGGUCAGUUGUGGUGAUUGGCAAGAAGCUUUGUCAGAUUCUGGACCUGAAAGUGAAGACGGGGACAAUGUCUGGAAGGAGCCCAGGGCACCUGAGUCUGCUGCACAUGCCCUGAAAUAUAAGGAAGCUCUUGGAAGUCAUGUGGGAUGUAACACCGGCAACAAAUCCAAUGAAUCACGAUCAAAAGAGCUCAUGAGAGAGAAAUCAUUAAGGUGUGAUGAUUGUGGGAAAAGAUUUAAACGACAGGGAGAUCUGAAGAAACACAUGAGAGUCCACACAGGAGAGAAACCAUUCAGUUGUGAUGAUUGUGGGAAAAGAUUUAAACGACAGGGAGAUCUGAAGAAACACAUGAGAGUCCACACAGGAGAGAAACCAUACAGUUGUGAUGAUUGUGGGAAAAGAUUUACACAACAGGGACAUCUGAAGGAACACAUGAGAAUCCACACAGGAGAGAAACCAUACAGUUGUGAUGAUUGUGGGAAAAGAUUUACACAACCGGGAAGUCUGAAGGAACACAUGAGAAUCCACACAGGAGAGAAACCAUACAGUUGUGAUGAUUGUGGGAAAAGAUUUACGCAACAGGGAAGUCUGACGACACACAUGAGAGUCCACACAGGAGAGAAACCAUUCAGUUGUGAUGAUUGUGGGAAAAGAUUUAAACGACAGGGAGAUCUGAAGAAACACAUGAGAGUCCACACAGGAGAGAAACCAUUCAGUUGUGAUGAUUGUGGGAAAAGAUUUACACAGCAGGAACAUCUGAAGAGACACAAGAGAGUCCACACAGGAGAGAAACCAUUCAGUUGUGAUGAUUGUGGGAAAAGAUUUACGCAACAGGGAAGUCUGACGACGCACAUGAGAGUCCACACAGGAGAGAAACCAUUCAGUUGUGAUGUUUGUGGGAAAAGAUUUACACAACAGGGAGAUCUGAAGAGACACAUGAGAGUCCACACAGGAGAGAAACCAUUCAGUUGUGAUGUUUGUGGGAAAAGAUUCACACAGCAGGAACAUCUGAAGAGACACAAGAGAGUACACACAGGAUAGAAUGUGUUUCGUACG